GGUAUUUGUACAGAAAUAUAUGGAAACAGUUCCUAAACUACACAAGCCAAAGACUUUUUGAAAUAUCCUGCUAGAGAUCUAGGAGUUUGUUUUCUGAUAUUUGUGAUAAUGGAUACACCAGGUAUUUGAUCCUAAAAUAAUAUAUAUUUAAUGUAAUACUUUAAUGCUGUUUUUAUUUAUUUUUGCUAUAACUUUUUGGGUUGCCACCUUUCUUGGGGAAAAAAUACUUGCCUUACUAAUUUGCAUAAUCUUUGUAUGUGUGUAAUCACAUGAUGUUGGUCACAAGGAGUGACCAAAGAAACCAUUCUGUAAAAUCACCCAAAAACUUGGUUUGACUUUAAUGUAUAUGGAUUGUACUAGUGUCAGUCUCCCCUAAUCUUCCAGUGUCUGUGCCCCCAUGUCUUAGUCGCCCAGUGUCCCCAUGACACUGGGAGACAAUUAGGGGACACUGGAGACUUGAUGAAGACCUGGGUACAGGUCAAAAUGUUGAGGUGUCCAAUAAACCUGCUUAAACCUAUCAGUGAGUGCCAUGAGGGUGUAUGGCUUUUUUUUCUCUCUGGGAGACAUGAGGACACUUGGCGUGCCCCAUAUGUCUGUCGCUUCUCUAACAUCCCCCUAGUAUGUCUGUUAAUUCAGCCCUGCUGCUCAGGGAAGUGUCCCCAAGCAAAUCAACAAAGAUCUGAGGUGUGUAGACCAGAGAUGGGUGUCACAUAGGUAUAAUAUCCACCUUUUUGUAAGAAGAUUAUGGUGGAGGGCCUGGUUAAUGGUAAACUUUACUCUAGCAUAUAUCUCAAAGGACUGACUAUAUUCCAAACACAUGCCUGCUGUUUUGUCUUUAUAAAUGGUAGUGUGACCUUCUAUAAGAUCCUAUGUCCGGCAAUCUGUGGGGAAAGACUUCUGCUAUCGAGCAAUUUAUGCACCUGAUAUUGAAGGGGAGCCCUAUAUCUUCCUGGUUCAGUGACCUGGUCACCUUGCUUAGUGUUUGAUACCUGACUGACACCGCUGAAUGGUUCUCCUUUUCUCAGAGCUGAAGUGGGAAUAAAGGGUGCUCAGUUAUUGUCGGAUAAUGACCUCAUAUAGUGCUGUCAUGCAACAUCUGAAACUAAAAUGCCUUGCGCUACCUCACCCAUCUUCCAAUGUAACCUAGCUAUUCAACCCUUCUUAAUGCAUCAGUGUAAACUGCAGCACUAAUUGCAUGUUAACACUAUAUUCAUAUAGUGUCUGUAUUUCUGUGCACGCAUGUGAAUGGGGACAUGGAAGUAUGCAGUUCUUAACAGGUAUUCUAACUAAAAGGCACUUGUGCCCUCAGUUCGUUGUGCAAGGUGGGAGGGAACAACCUGAGGUCUUCAUUAAGAUGCCUAGAAACUUGAUGACCUUAUUGUGAGAAGUCCUGCUGUUACUCUGUACUAGACCUUGACCUCAACCGGUUCUGCUUCCAAACAUAUAAAAAAAAUUUCUUCUAAUUUCAGAUACCAUCCUGUUUGCCAUCAGCAGUGACUAUGUGGCUAGAGCUGGCCUACCGCCCAAGGAUCGUAUGGAUAGCUACUACGACAGAUCUACUGCUGUAGGGAAGCUAAAUAAUGUAACCAAGAUUGUGUUAAGCCCUGAAGGGCAGCUCUUUGCUGUCCGUGGCAGGGAUCUUUACACUGGGCCUAUGCCUCUGUCUGCAAACCUUGACUGGUUCUCUACUGCCAAGAGAGUGGGCAAAGCUGAGUGGGUUCAAUUUAAAUUUCUAUUCUUUGACCCAAAUGGCCUUCUGUAUGCAGCUACAAAAGAUGGGGAGCUCUACAAGGGUCCAGCACCAAGCAAUGAAAAUGUGUCCUGGCGUUAUGGUCAAGCAACCAAGAUAGGAAACUCUGGUUGGAAUAAACAUGAUGCGCUUUUCUUUGACCAAAAAGGCAAUCUGUAUGCUGUGACCGAUGGUGACAAGCUUGUGGUGGGAAGCCCUCCAUCCACAACAAACGAUAAAUGGCUUGACUCCUGCACCACUAUUGGAGAUGGUGGCUGGCGAAUUCUCACCCACUUCAUGAAGAUCAGCCUUGAUGACCUACUGUGGUGUGUGGAUUCACGCAAUGGCAACAUCUAUAAAGGGAAAAUCCCAACUAAAGAUGAUACCAACUAUUUGGAUAAUGCUGAGCUCCUAGGUUGGAGCUAUAAUAUGUACCGCUUUCUAGCCUUCACUGUUGAUAAAACCAUCCACAGUGUUGUAAGCUUUGAAUUCCUACCUGCAUCAGGUAAAAUACUCUCUCAGCAGCCAGAGGUGGUCCAGUCUCAAAUCUACAAGAAUACAAGCAGCGUUCCCUUAAAGUACUCCUUCUCGUAAGUAUAGGCUGAAUGAAUGGUAGUCUGCCCUUCUCCCUUACAGAAGGAAUUAAUGUGACAUUAAGCUCUUGGGUUAAAAUAGGCAAAGCUUCUCAAAUGCAGCAUAUUCUAGUUUCCAAAUCCCAUGUUCACUCCAGUUUAAUGAAUACUCUUCAUUGCAUGCAUGGCACCCUAACACUGACUGUUUUGAAGACCCUCUAUUGCUCUACAUCUGGAUGCUGUCUGCAAUGUCACUCUAAACUUGUUACUGGAUGUGGAGGGUAUACUCAAAUUGGUGUAAGCUGUAUUCUCUGCUAGCUCAGUGGUAUGUCAUGAACAUUCUAGUCCAUAACUAAAUUUCCCCAACUUCACAAUUCUUCUUAGAUUCUCCAAAACCAUGACUGAGACUAGCAGCUUUACCCAGGAGCAUGGCUUUACAGUAGAAGUUGGAGCAGAGGUCACUUUUACUGCUGGCAUCCCCUUUAUAGGUGACAUGGAGACAAGCAUUUCCAUCAACACCAGUACCACUCACACCUGGAGCUUCUCAAAGACCAAUGAAACACAGGUAUGUGUCUGACAUGCUAGCUGGGUUUUGGGAUCUGUAUACAUACUGUCCACUGAGAAUAAUUUUGUGGCACGUUUUGAAAGCUAAUGUGCAUUUGAACUUUCAACCCUCCCUUCUAUGCUUCUCUCUACAGACUAGCUUCUCAGCCAGCACGGAUGUAGAGGUGCCGGCUGGAAAGUCUAUACGUAUGAUGGCUUCUGUCACAAAAGCACAAAUGGAUGUGCCAUACAUUGCCAAGAUCUGCACCCUGUUUGGCUAUGAAACCACUAUCCAGGGAACAUGGAAAGGGGUCACUCACUACAACCUGAUGGUCACUCAGGAAGACUACAGUGGCUGAGGUGGAUCACAUGUAUACAGUCUCCAAAUGUAGGCUGGAAUGUGAUUAAAUGAGACUAUCUAAUCCACAUAGGGUCUGGUCAAUAAAUGCAAUAAUGUAUGCUUGAUUGUUGGUGCCUUCUGGUGUACAGUUGCUGAAUAAACUAAAUGACAACCUG
This is a messenger RNA of Pelobates cultripes (western spadefoot toad), 3360 nucleotides long. The record is from the annotation of a GenBank genome assembly. NCBI's taxonomy places the organism in Eukaryota, Metazoa, Chordata, Amphibia, Anura, Pelobatidae.